AUGGAUAUGUUCAAGGUGCUAGCUCGGGGCGCCAAAAUCAGGGGAAAGCACCAAAACGACUUAGAACUCUUUCGCCAGACCCCCAAAACCUCGUUUCGCAAAGAGCAUGACCUGGAGCGCAAGCUGCAUUUCUUUUCCAAGCCAGCUAAACGGACCGUCCAAGUCUCGAAAGCACCGGAAGACGACCUGGAUAACGUUGAGUUGGUGAUCAAUUCCGAGGAAGAUGCUGCCUCGCAUCGCGCUUCUCACCGCAUCAAAGUGACUGGAACAGAUCUGCCCCUUCCUAUCGCAUCUUUCACUGAUCUCGUUCGUUUGGCUAACCCCCAACCGCCUGUGCUACGUAAUUUGGAGCGUUUAGGAUUCAGUGACCCGACUCCUAUUCAAAGUGAAGCCAUUCCUGCUCUUUCGAACCACCGUGAUCUUAUCGCCUGUGCGCCAACGGGUUCGGGUAAGACGCUGGCGUUUGUGAUCCCCAUCAUCAAUUCGAUUGCCGCUAUGAAGAACAAGGGUGUCAAAGCUGUGAUUGUUUCGCCCACUCGAGAGCUUGCUACGCAAAUCUACGAGGUGGCUGUGCAAACAUCUAGGGGCCUGGACCUUUCCAUUGGAGUCGUAAACAAGUCACUGCUGGCCAAGUUGAGAAAUAACAACGCCGGUGCCAAACAACAUAUGGACCUCGUUAUUAGCACUCCUCUUCGCCUGAUCGAAGCCUUGAAAACCCAGUUACUCGAUCUGUCCACCACGCAAUUCCUGGUGCUCGACGAAGCUGAUCGUCUUCUUGGAGACGGUUUUGUGGAGCAGACUGAUGAAAUUGUCGCUUCAUGCACCAACAAUUCACUGGUCAAAGCUAUUUUCAGUGCUACCAUGCCGGCGAACGUCGAGGAUUUGGCCAAUAGUAUUAUGCAUUCCGCUGUUCGAGUAAUUGUUGGUUAUAAAGAAGCUGCAUCAGACACGAUCGAGCAGUCCUUGCAGUUUUGUGGCAAUGAGCAUGGUAAGCUCCAUGCAAUUCGCCAAAUGCUCACUGGAGGUGAAGUGGUACCGCCGAUACUCGUAUUUGUCCAAUCGAUUGCGCGUGCCAAAGCAUUAUUCCACGAACUGCUUUACGACAAGGUGAAUGUAGAUGUUAUUCACUCGGAACUCACCCAAAACCAGCGCGAUCGGGUCGUGAACAAUUUUAAACAAGGCGAUAUCUGGGUGCUUAUCUGCACUGACGUUCUCGCGCGAGGUAUCGAUUUCCACGGUGUGAACCUUGUUAUCAACUACGAUGUACCACAAAAUGGCCAAGCCUACGUGCACCGUAUUGGCCGCACGGGUCGCGCAGGUCGGAAAGGAAAAGCUGUGACUUUGUAUACAAAGCAAGAUGUGGCCACUCUUCGCCCUAUCUUGAACAUUAUGAAACAAAGCGGUUGCGAAAUCAGUGACUGGCUACUUGAAUCCACUCGACAACGUAAAAACAAACGCAACAUCAUUGAGCGCGAUCAGAUCUCCACAGUUCCACGCGUGUUCAAAAAGCAGCGCAAACGGAAGCAAGAAAUCAUCGAGGGCUCUAAAAGAAGAGCCCAAAAGUCCUCUGCAAAAGAAUAG
Molecule: messenger RNA, 1581 nt
Organism: Wickerhamiella sorbophila
Lineage: Eukaryota; Fungi; Ascomycota; Dipodascomycetes; Dipodascales; Trichomonascaceae
Product: ATP-dependent RNA helicase ROK1
Exons: 1
Coding region: 1-1581 (526 amino acids)
Biological process (GO): maturation of SSU-rRNA
Molecular function (GO): ATP binding; nucleic acid binding; RNA helicase activity
Source: RefSeq, a predicted model, not a curated record